Molecule: messenger RNA, 879 nt
Organism: Trichomycterus rosablanca
Lineage: Eukaryota; Metazoa; Chordata; Actinopteri; Siluriformes; Trichomycteridae
Gene: barhl1a
Product: BarH-like homeobox 1a
Exons: 3
Coding region: 1-879 (292 amino acids)
Biological process (GO): regulation of DNA-templated transcription
Molecular function (GO): DNA binding; DNA-binding transcription factor activity, RNA polymerase II-specific
Source: RefSeq, a predicted model, not a curated record
AUGGAAGUCUCAACAAACGGCUCAAGUUUUGGUAUCGACUCUUUGCUUUCACGUAGACCAACGAGUCCGCGUCUUUCCCGAGGACUCUCUUUAACGGGAGGCUGCCGGUCCCCGAGCCCCCGGUCAGAUCUGGACAGUGACUGUUCGUCUCCACCGUCCCCGAGGAGAGAGUCCGGUCCGGAAUCCCCGUUGGCGAUGUCCCAGUCGCGGACAGUCACCUCGUCUUUUUUAAUCAGGGACAUACUGUCGGACUGCAGGCCGCUCGCUGCGUGCGCUCCUUAUUCCAACAGCGCAGAGUCACUGAGAGAGACCGAGGACUACACCGACAAACUGCACAGCAACUCAUCAUCCGACUGUGAAUACCGGGUAAAAGACGAGCCUGAGCGGGAUAUCUCAAGGGACAGGGAAAGUCCGUCAUGCAGGAUGAAGAAACCCCGCAAAGCACGAACCGCUUUUACUGACCAUCAGCUCAGCCAGCUGGAGCGCAGCUUUGAGCGCCAGAAAUACCUCAGUGUGCAGGACCGCAUGGAGCUCGCAGCAUCCCUCGGCCUGACUGAUACACAGGUCAAAACCUGGUACCAGAACCGCAGGACUAAGUGGAAACGACAGACAGCAGUGGGACUGGAGUUGCUGGCUGAAGCUGGAAACUACUCCGCGUUACAGAGAAUGUUUCCGUCUCCUUAUUUCUACCCCCAGAGUUUGGUGUCCGGACUGGAUCCUGCAGCAGGACUGUAUUUAUACAGAGGUCCAACCGCGGGUCCACCGCCGCUCCAGAGGCCGCUGGUUCCCAGAGUGUUACUGCACAGUGUACAAGGACGCCCAGAGCCGCCUCUGUCCUCUCUGUCUGUCCCCUUACCGAGACCCACACCUCAGCGGUGA